Punica granatum (pomegranate) is the source of this 1050-nucleotide messenger RNA. The record is from RefSeq and is a predicted model, not a curated record. NCBI's taxonomy places the organism in Eukaryota, Viridiplantae, Streptophyta, Magnoliopsida, Myrtales, Lythraceae.
UGAUUUUGAGGUUCACCCCGCCUCAUGGCCAUGGGAAGCUAACUUACUGAAGAAGCUAGAGUCGGUCUCAGUCAACGCAUGUCGGCUUCGGACUCUCUUUUCUCCUUCGAAGAAUUCCAAUCAGACCGAAGAGCUCGAAAGGCCGCUCGAGCAUUUCGAUAACCGCGACGGAGAAGCUUACCCCUCACCCAUCCCUCCCUCCCUCCCCCUCUUUCUUCAACCCCAUGAGUUUCCUCAAGCCAUCGGCAAUCCAUCAGCUCCUCGCCGCCUCCGCCUCCCUGAAAUGGAUGCCCUGCCAGUGCUCGCACUCCUCUGGUCCACCUUCUCCGAGUUGCUCUUCAUCCCAUCCUCCUCCAUGUACCCGACUCUCCGUGUCGGCGACAGGAUCAUCGUCGAGAAGGCAUCAUUCUACAUCAGAAGUCCUGCUGUAAAUGAGAUUGUAACCUUUCGAAAUCCAACACAGAAACUUGAAUCGAAGAAGGAUGAUAUAUUUAUCAAGAGAAUCGUUGCCAAGGCUGGAGAUUGGGUUGAGGUGAAACAGGGGUCACUUCACGUCAAUGGAAUAGCUCAGAUUGAAGAUUUCAUCGCAGAGCGACCAAGAUACUCAUCUAGAUUAACAUUUGUACCCAAGGAUCACGUCUACGUGUUGGGUGACAAUCGCAACAACAGCUACGACUCCCAUGUUUGGGGGCCUCUUCCAGUGAAAAAUAUAGUAGGAAGAUUUGUGACAUGCUGCUAUCGACCUUCCAACCACCUGACGGUAACCACACAAACGUGAUAGAACUAUACCAGAAGACCCCAUUCUAGUCGAUGAUUGGAAGCAUAAUCGUAUGAUCUCCUCGUCCCCCACAUGUGCAAAGUCUUAUAAAUAGUUACUGAGCUCGUAAUGAUCUUCAUUAGAUUGGACAGCUAUGGUGUUUUUCCCAGGAGUGCUUCUACUGCGGGACAUUAUAAUGUCUCAUGGUGAGACAGUAAUCUUAUUCAUUAGAUAUUUCAACUUGAAAUCUUGAUCAUUCAUAAUUUAUAUAUUUUACCCCUCAAAUUGUAGUC